Molecule: messenger RNA, 3354 nt
Organism: Gallus gallus (chicken)
Lineage: Eukaryota; Metazoa; Chordata; Aves; Galliformes; Phasianidae
Gene: C8orf59
Product: chromosome 8 open reading frame 59
Exons: 4
Coding region: 38-349 (103 amino acids)
Biological process (GO): ribosome biogenesis
Cellular component (GO): nucleolus
Source: RefSeq, a predicted model, not a curated record
GACGUCAGGCGCGCGCCGGCUGCUCGCGGCGGCGGCCAUGGGGAAGAGCCGGGCGCGGAAGGCGGCGAAGGCGGCCAACGUCUUCGCUAUCGCUCGCGGCGCUGCCGCCGGGAAGGCCCGCGGGAAGGGCCGGGCGCGGCCCGUCACCUCCGGGCUGAGGAAGAUAAACAUUGCAAAUGCAGACAAAGUGAGCAAGAUAAAUAAAGCUUUUGCUGAAAUUCAGAAAGAAGUACAGCAACUAUCGAAAGGUACUGCAGCAGAACCUCCAAAGAACCAGCAGGUUACUGCACCUUCAGAAGAGGAACCAGCAAAUGUGGAUGCUGCCACGAGUCUACUUUCACAGCUGUAAUGCAUAACGGAUGAGGAAGAGAUUCCAAGAAUUGAAGGGUAUAAGGAUGUUCCAGAAGUCACAUAAAAAGACUGCUAGAGGGGACUUGAGAGUUCAUCUGCAGACCCAUUCCCCUGCCUCAAGGUAGGAUCAAUUAUUAAGACAUUCCAGACAGUUGUUUGCCUCUCCUGUUCUGGAAAACAUCCAGUGAUGGAUAUUCCAACCCCUCCCCUGGGGGAUUAAUUCCACUGCUAACUCUCCCAUGGCACGCUUCUCUUCAUAUCUUACUUAAAUCUCCUUUACUACAAAAUUUUAUAGGUAUAGUUUCUGCAGAGCAAUUGCAAGUAAUGUUAAGUACUUAUCAUUGGUGGUAUCAAUAAGAAGGGCAUUUUCCUGCUCUAAAUUUCAGAUGUAUCUGUUUUGCACCGUAUCUUGCAAGACAGAUAAACAGUUCCAAGCAAUAUGGCUGAACCUUUCUGCUUAUGGGAUAUUUACACACAGGAUAUUUUUCCUGUUCUGAAUCUAACAAGCUUCAGAUCUUUGUCAACUCAAUUUAUCUUUGGGUGAUAGCUUUAACUUUUCAAGAGAGGGAAGUAAAAGGUGGGGAGGGUAGGGGGGGAGAUUCAUGUAAAAUAAGCGAGGAAAGUGUAAAUCCAAGCACCUAAAGGCAGUGCAAUCAAUUUAAAACCAGAUACCAGGAUUAUACCGUGGACUUAAAAGUUGCUGCAAUACAUAUAUAUGCUAGAUUAUUUUCAGGUUCUCAUUUGUACAAUCACAGAGCUUAAAAAGUCACGCAAAUAUCAUUUAUACUCUUAUUGAACCAAAACCUGAAGAGAGGAAAAAAAAAAAAUAGCCUUUCUUAGCCUUUGCUUCUGGAUGAAAUGGAUUACAGCAUGUUUCACCCUUUACCUAUGCUUUAAUUGCCGCUUUAAUUCUUGUUCCAAGAUGCACACCAUUUCUUGAAAAGGAUAUUGGUGGUUUGUAGAAUCAUCCAUAACAUUCUUGAUGCUUUGCUGUAGCCACAGUUUCUGCUGAUCCAAUUCUUUCUCUUUCAGCUCUAGAUCUUCAAUUUCAGCUUCAAGAUACCUCAGCCUGUCCACGACUUCUUUUGUAUUGCAGCCAGCACCUACUCCUCUUAAAAAAAAGUAUAAAGCUUCACGAAACCACAGAUUUAGAAUUUCUCUCUACUUAUUAGAAUAUUCAUAUUCUUUCAGAAAGUAGCUUUUCUGUAUUAGAGAUGGUUCACAGCUCUCCUACUCCUUCUUCCCUCUUAACCCUUCAGUAACCCUUUCAUCUUCAGUGACCAGAGAAAAUAAUUAAGAGGGGUGGGUAGGUGGAAUUACUGUUCCCCAGUACCUCUCCCAGGUUCAGUGAGUGUGAGUGAUAGGUAGAAAGCAGCAAUGCAAGUUUUCUGAAAGUAUCUCUCCUAUAGCUUUUAAACUUGAUUCUAUGUAUCAAAGAUGCAAAUUAAAGGAAAGACAAAUGACCUUCAUUUGUAAUUUGGAUGUCAUUCUGAAAUGUUGCAUUGCUCAUUUCUGAGAGUAACAUUAAUUUCAUCCUAUGUUAACUAGUCAGGAGAAAUUGACGGAGGCAGUUUGUGUUGCUCUCGAGCACAGUAAGAAAUGUAGAAUUAACAAAGCUUACUUCCAUUGAAUGCUGUUUUUUGACUUCUUCUCAAUGAGAUCAAUCCCCUCUAAAACGUUGGUGAUAUCAUAGAUCCUUCUCUUCUGUCUUACAGCAAGGGCAUCAGCAGCCUGUGGAGACAAGAGCAACAGCUGUCAGCAACUUGGGGGGCAAACAACAGACAGUCUAACCCAUUCCCCUGAAAAGAAUGCCAAAUAAUAAUUGACUUGAACUGUUGCCCUUCAGAGACGACUCUUCCUUCAGGAGUAAGAUGCUCAAUGACAAAUUCAGAAGUUUAGCAUUUGCUUCAAGUAGCAUGCAAGUGUGGUCUCCUGAUGGUGAGGGAAGUCACCUGAGGUAAGGCCAGCAAGCCUGCCUUCACCAGGGAGGAGUGCUCACAUGAUCUGCCAGUGCUGCCAUUGGAAUCUGCAGUACCCAACAGCGCUCCUUCUCCAAGGCACAAAAUAGUAGGGAAGGAAGAUGGCAACGCUGCAACAAAACAAGACUCUGAGGCAAACAGCAUGCUGAGUUUAUCAUCCCUUCUGCUGCAACUCUCUGGAUUAAACUGCUGAGAUAUGGAAGGAUGGGGUAAUUUCUUGAAGUGUCUGACAGAAGGAGAGCUGCAAGACUGUAAGCCAACACUGUCCUGUAAGCCAUCUUGCCAGGUGAUGAGUGAUAGGAUACGAGUAAACAGCCUCAAUAGCAUUUAGAGCUGUCAGUACACCAGCACAGCUCAUACCAGUGCUGACAGCCACUACCACUUCCCUUUCUGACCCAGGCCAGCUACAGUGUGUUUGUAUGUGCUGAAACAACAUGUCACUGACAGCAGAGCACACUGGAAGUCAGAGGAUACAGGCUGCUUGAUCAUUCGUAGUUCUGUACAUUAUGAUUCUUUUGUACCUGAUAUGAAGCCUUCCUAGAUGUGCACUUCCUGGGCACCUGAUGAAUGCUUUGCUUUCUGCACUUUUUUUUUUUUUUUUCUCCAGGUCCUGAUUCAACCAGGGACAAGGAAAGAGGUUUAGAUGAUAUCAGAGACAUUUCCCUUUAAAGAAACUUCAUGCAAGGGGAUGGCACUGGGCAUUGGGAACCUUCUCUGUGGUAUAGAAACAGCACGAUGUAGCAGGGCAAUCUCUUCCCCAUCUUCCUUUUGUUUUCCCAUCAGGUAGGCGCUUCAGAGAUCAGAAGCUAAGUUCUUACAUAACACAAUUCUUCAGUUGGAAAAUUUGUCUUUGGUGGUACUUGGUUUGUUCUAGUUGCUUAGGUUGUAGGACUCCACUGAUUUGGACUUUCCAUAGACACAAGAACUCCAUCAUAGCUGCAAAUCCCAAAUCCCUUCCUGUCUCCACAUUUGCAAUGCUUUCUGUCUCCUGCCAUGGAAUAAACUUCACCAGCAAGCAAACAAA